Molecule: messenger RNA, 1772 nt
Organism: Brassica oleracea var. oleracea
Lineage: Eukaryota; Viridiplantae; Streptophyta; Magnoliopsida; Brassicales; Brassicaceae
Product: protein NRT1/ PTR FAMILY 8.1
Biological process (GO): transmembrane transport; oligopeptide transport
Cellular component (GO): membrane
Molecular function (GO): tripeptide transmembrane transporter activity
Source: RefSeq, a predicted model, not a curated record
AUGGAAGAAAGUGAUGUGUAUACGGAAGAUGGAACAGUCGAUAUUCACAAAAAUCCUGCAAGUAAGAAGACAACCGGAAACUGGAAAGCUUGCCGCUUCAUUCUUUUCAACGUGUGCUGUGAAAGAUUGGCCUACUAUGGAAUGAGCAAAAACCUUGCGGACUACUAUCUUAAGAGUCGUCUGAAUCAAGGCAACACUACUGCUGCGAAUAACGUCACGAAUUGGUUUGGAACAUGUUAUAUAACUCCUUUGAUUGGAGCCUUUCUAGCUGAUGCUUAUCUUGGACGUUAUUGGACUAUCGCAACCUUUGUUUUCAUCUAUGUCUUCGGUUUGACUCUUUUGACGUUAUCAGCUUCAGUUCCUGGACUUAAACCGGGUAACUGCAACAGCGAUACAUGUCAUCCGAGUUCCGAUCAGACAGCUGUUUUCUUUGUUGCGCUUUAUAUGAUCGCUCUUGGAAUAGGUGGUAUAGAACCAUGUGUUUCGUCCUUCGGAGCGGAUCAGUUUGAUGAGAAUGACGAGGCCGAGAAGCUAGAGAAAAGCUCUUUCUUUAAUUGGUUUUACUUCUCCGCUAACGUUGGAGCUUUUGUUGCUGCGAUUGUUAUUUCCUGGAUACAAAUGAACAUAGGUUGGGGAUGGGGCUUUGGUGUCCCGACCGUGGCCAUGGUCAUUGCGGUUAUGUUUUUCUUCUCGGGAAGUCGUUAUUACCGACUUCAGAGACCGCAAGGGAAUCCACUCACACGGAUAUUUCAGGUUAUAGUUGCAGCCUUAAGGAAGAUGAGUGUUGAGGUUCCAGAGGACAAGUCUCAGCUCUUUGAAAUUGCUGCUGAUGCGAGUAAUAUCACUGGUAGCCGGAAGCUAGAGCAUACAGACAACUUAAAGUUUUUCGAUAAGGCAGCGGUUGAGAGUCAAUCCGAUAGCAUCAACGACGGUGAAGUGAACCCUUGGAGACUCUGUUCGGUAACACAAGUCGAAGAGCUCAAGUGCAUAAUCACUCUUCUUCCAUUUUGGGCCUCAGGGAUAGUCUUUGCCACAGUGUACAGCCAACUGAACACAUUGUUCGUCUUACAAGGAAACACAAUGGACCAACACAUGGGGAAACACUUCGAAAUCUCAUCAGAUUCCCUCUCGCUUUUCACCACGGUCAGUGUACUCUUCUGUACUCUUGUCUACGACCAGUUCAUUGUCCCCUUCGCAAGAAAGUUCACACGUCAAGAGCGUGGCUUCACUCAGAUUCAACGUAUGGGAAUAGGUCUCGUGAUCUCAAUCUUUGCCAUGAUCACUGCAGGAGUCUUGGAGGUCGUUAGGCUCGACUACGUCAAAACUCACAACGCAUAUGACGCGAAAAAGAUUCCCAUUUCGAUUUUCUGGCAGAUUCCUCAGUAUUUUGUAGUUGGGUGCGUAGAAGUUUUCACUUUUAUAGGCCAGCUUGAGUUUUUCUAUGACCAGGCGCCUGAGGCGAUGAUAAGUCUCUGCUCGGCUUUGUCUUUGACAACUAAAGCGCUUGGGAACUACUUGAGCACGGUUCUUAUGACGGUUGUGAUGAAAAUGACGAAGAAAAAGGGCAAACCGGGUUGGAUACCGGAUAACUUGAACCGGGGUCAUCUGGAUUACUUUUUCUAUUUGCUGGCAGCUCUUAGUUUCCUCAACUUCUUAGUGUACCUCUGGAUUUCUAAACGCUACAAGUACAAGAAAGCUAUAGGUCGAGCACAUUGAUGAAAUAAACUGGAUGCCAAGAGAUUUGGUCUUGUGAUUCUUCACAAGGUUAUGUA